CAUAUAAUGCAAUAAUCUAAUCUAAAUAAUACAAUUUAGUAGAUCCAAAAUGGCAAAAAUCUUGCUCAGAUUCCCUCGCCGCACCUGUCCUUUCCGCCGCCGCGGGUAAGGAUGGAAGGGGGAGAGGAGAGAAACAUGGAGGGGCGGAACAGCAGCAGGAAGAAGAAGAGCGACUCCGCCGAAGAGGUCGCAGGCGACAAGUCGAAGAAGAAGAAGAAGAAGCAACAGCAGCAGCAGCCGAUCAAGGUGGUGUACAUCUCGAACCCCAUGAAGGUGAAGGCCACCGUCGACGAGUUCCGCUCCGUCGUCCAGGGGCUCACCGGCCGGGACUCCGACCUCGAGUCGUCCCUCUCCAAAUACGGCGACGACGGGCCCCCUGAACUGCCGGAAGCGGUGGCGUGCGACGGCUCCGCCGGCGCGGAUCUGAGCGGGGAAGCAUCUGCGAAGCAAGUGGGGGAGUACGACCACUUCGACGACGACGACGAGGAGUUGCCGGAGUUCUUGCCCUCUCCGCCGGCUUACUUUGAGCUACAAGUUGGUUGAUUUUGAGAGCUGGAAAAUUAUUUUCUCAGAAUCUAAGAAAAGUGCUGGUUACUUCAGCAGAGUCUCUCUUCCAGAAUAUAAUGUUCCUCGAGAGCAACAAGAAAUGGAAAUUCAAGCUAACAUCUUUGCUUUUGGAGUAGUUUUACUGGAAAUAAUCAGUGGAAGACCUCCAUAUUGCAAGGAAAGAGGGUGUAUGAUAAAUUGGGUAAGAUGCAUAUUUGAAAAUAUUUGAUACUCAAAAACAGCAUCAGCUUCUUGUAACAGAUACUGAGGGCAUAAACCCAAAUUUGUUCUUAUUUCCUACAAACUUCCGAUAAUCAUUUGUUU
This is a messenger RNA of Zingiber officinale, 870 nucleotides long. RefSeq lists its product as uncharacterized. Lineage: Eukaryota; Viridiplantae; Streptophyta; Magnoliopsida; Zingiberales; Zingiberaceae. Bases 112 to 543 code for a protein of 143 amino acids. The transcript is spliced from 2 exons. The record is from RefSeq and is a predicted model, not a curated record.